AUGUCUACCGCAGGCAAACCUAUUACCUGUCGAGCUGCCGUUGCCUGGGAAGCCAAGAAACCUCUGACCAUCGAAACAAUAGAAGUAGCACCACCUAAAGCUGGAGAAGUCAGAAUUCAGAUUCUGGCAACUGGUGUUUGCCACACUGAUGCUUACACAUUAGAAGGUCAUGACCCCGAGGGUGUCUUUCCAGUGGUCCUAGGGCAUGAAGGAGGUGGUAUUGUGGAGAGUGUUGGCGAGGGUGUGACAUCUGUGGCUCCUGGAGACCAUGUUAUCCCACUAUACACGCCGCAGUGCUAUGACUGCAAGUUCUGUAAGCACCCAAGAACCAAUCUCUGCCAGCGCAUUCGUGCCACUCAGGGCCAGGGUCUGAUGCCUGAUGGAACCAGACGUUUCACCUGCAAGGGUCAGGAACUGUUCCACUUUAUGGGCUGCAGCACAUUCUCCGAGUACACAGUGUGCGCUGAGAUCUCAGUGGCCAAGGUUGACCCCACGGCUCCCUUGGAUAAAGUAUGCCUACUUGGUUGUGGUAUAUCUACUGGAUAUGGUGCUGCCAUCAACACAGCCAAGGUAACACCUGGCUCAGUGUGUGGAGUCUGGGGCCUGGGAGCUGUAGGGCUGGCUGUCAUCAUGGGCUGCAAGACGGCUGGGGCAUCCAAGAUCUUUGGCAUUGAUAUCAACCCAGACAAGUUUGAAUGUGCUCGUGGCUUUGGUGCGACAGACUUCAUCAACCCUAAGGAUUACCCCAGCAAGACCAUACAGGAAGUUGUUCAGGAGAAGACUGAUGGAGGCUUUGACUACACUUUUGAAUGCAUUGGAAAUGUUAACACCAUGAGAGAUGCUCUUGAGUGUUGCCACAAAGGAUGGGGAGAGUCUACCAUAAUUGGUGUAGCAGCUGCUGGUCAGGAGAUUCGAACUCGUCCCUUCCAGUUGGUGACUGGUCGUGUGUGGCGAGGCUCUGCUUUUGGAGGCUGGAAGAGCAGGGACUCUGUGCCAAAGCUUGUCGAGGCUUACUUGAAGAAGGAAUUGAAAGUUGAUGAGUUUGUGUCUUACAAUCUGCCUCUUGACCAGAUCAAUGAAGCAUUCCACUACAUGCAUACUGGACAAAGCAUCCGAUCAGUCAUCCUAUAUGGAGACUAG
Molecule: messenger RNA, 1140 nt
Organism: Candidula unifasciata
Lineage: Eukaryota; Metazoa; Mollusca; Gastropoda; Stylommatophora; Geomitridae
Source: the annotation of a GenBank genome assembly